GAUGGUGUUGAAAGAGGAGAGUCAAGAACUCAAUGAAAUGGAAGAUAAAGUUCAAUAUAAGAAUCAACGUGAUUUUAUAAAUGGAGAAAAAUCUUUUAGUUCACAGAUUGAAAAGACAGGAAGUAGUAGUUAUUUCACCUGCCAACAUUGUGGAAAGUGUUUUAGAGAAAAACAAGGUGUUGAAAGACACAUGAGAAUUCACACAGGAGAAAAGCCUUAUGUCUGCCAGCAGUGUGGAAAGCAUUUCAAUCGAGAAGUAACUCUUAAAAGACACGUUAGAAUUCACAAUAGAGAGAAGCCAUACACAUGCCAACAUUGUGGAAAGAAUUUCUCUCAACUUGGAAACCUUGGAGUCCACAUGAGUGUUCACACUGGAGAGAGGCCUUACAAAUGCAAAGAGUGUGGAAAAGGUUUCAACCGGAAAGGAAACCUUUAUUGCCACAUGGCAGUUCACACUGGAGGGAGUCUUUUCACCUGUCAACAGUGUGGAACGAGUUUCACUCAGAAAGAAAGCUUCAACAGACACAUGAGAAUUCACACUGGAGAGAAGCCUUACAUCUGUUCUCAAUGUGGAAAGUGUUUUGAUCAACAUGAUAACCUUAAAGUCCAUAUGAAAAUUCAUGGUGGAAAACCCUACACAUGCUCUCAGUGUGGAAGGAGUUUCCGUCAAAAACGACAUUUUGAAGGCCACAUGAGAAUUCACUCUGGAGAGCAACCCUACACAUGCCCUCAGUGCGGAAAAGGUUUCAAUUAUAAACGACAUUUGGAAGACCACAUAAGAACUCACACUGGAGAGAGGCCUUUCACCUGCCAACAAUGUGGAAGAAGUUUCAACCGAAAGGAUACCCUUAACAGGCACAUAAGGGUUCACACUGGAGAGAAGCCAUUUAAAUGUGGUCACUGUGGAAAGAGUUUCAGACAUAAACCAGCCCUAAAGUCCCACAUGAGUUUUCACAUAUGAGAGCCGUUUUUAUGUCAUUGGUGUGGAAUUGUGGAAAGAAAGAAACGUUUUGGGUAUUGUGUAAUAACAUCAGACAGAAGUCAUGUGUCAUCACUGUGGAAAGACUUGCAGAAACAAGGCAUAUAGACAUUUACGUAUAAAUGUUAAAUGAGAAAAUGAAAAAAGAUAAGAGUUGCAGCUUUAAUCUGAUGCUGCACCAAAUGCUGUGAAUGCAUGUUAGAAGUGAGGAUUGUCAAAGAACAUUGUGCUUGGUACAUUUUACAUCUUUAAACCGAACUUGCAA
Molecule: messenger RNA, 1244 nt
Organism: Carassius carassius (crucian carp)
Lineage: Eukaryota; Metazoa; Chordata; Actinopteri; Cypriniformes; Cyprinidae
Product: gastrula zinc finger protein XlCGF8.2DB-like
Exons: 1
Coding region: 2-961 (319 amino acids)
Biological process (GO): regulation of transcription by RNA polymerase II
Molecular function (GO): DNA-binding transcription factor activity, RNA polymerase II-specific; RNA polymerase II cis-regulatory region sequence-specific DNA binding
Source: RefSeq, a predicted model, not a curated record